Messenger RNA from Salmo salar (Atlantic salmon), 2321 nucleotides. NCBI's taxonomy places the organism in Eukaryota, Metazoa, Chordata, Actinopteri, Salmoniformes, Salmonidae. The record is from RefSeq and is a predicted model, not a curated record.
AUGGGGGUGGAAGGGGAGGGGACGGGGGUGGAGGAGGACAGUGGGGUGGAGGAGGACAGUGGGUUGGAGGUAUUGAAGGUACUCAGCCUCAGGGCUUUGUUAGAGACUCUAGACACCCAGCCUGUGGAAGAGGAGUCGAAGGGGCUCAACCACACUACACACUGGGUUCCUAGGGGUGUGUGGCGGCAGCCUCAGGACCUCCACGAUGCCGUGGGCCUGGGGUUCUAUUGGGGCGGUUCCCAUAGCAACAGGGCCCUGCUCCGCUGUCUGGGGAUAGACACCAGGAACAUGUUGUUCACUGGCCAGAGAAAGCAGCCUGUCAUAGUUCCAGUGUUUGCAACCAGCCUGGGAAUGUUAGAGCCCACCAAAGAGCCGCUGAGACCAGCUUCAGCUGCGGAGAAGACUGCUGCCACAGCACAAGCACUUCCUGGGUCACAGGAAACCACCACCACCUCGUCAAUACAGGGGGCCCCUCAGCCUUGGUCCGAGUUUGACUGGAGCAGCAGUGGCCUUGGCGUCAACCGUCUGGAUGUGGUGGAUACAGAGCUAGACAGUGACACAAGCAGCCGUCUAGCAGACAACCUGAACCACCUCAUGUCUACUAUGGAGAACAGCACUACCUCCACCAGGAAACCCCAUAGGGAUGAGGAGGACCAGCUGAGUGAGGAGGCAGCCAGGGUGAUCUGUGGGCUGGCUGACCUGUCCUUCAUGAAGGCUAAGGUCCUAAUGUUCCCCAUCACCCUCACACCAGCCGCUGGCUCUGGUACACUGCUUGAGUGAUACACACACACACACACAUAGAUGGACACAAACACAGAAGACUUCUCCGCUUCAAAGCCAGAGUGAACAUUAAUGUAUGCGAAGUCAAUAUGUUGAUAAUCAGGAAAAUGCUGAAAUAGUUAGUCUUUUGUUCUGAAUGUAUUGAUGUAUUUAUGUUGUGACAGUGGUUGAGGUCUGAGACUGAUCCACACUUACCUCCAGCCAUCUGCCUCGUUCCUCCAGUGGUUGAGGUCUAAGACUGAUCCACACUUACCUCCAGCCAUCUGCCUCGUUCCUCCAGUGGUUGAGGUCUAAGACGGAUCCACACUUACCUCCAGCCAUAUGCCUCGUUCCUCCAGUGGUUGAGGUCUAAGACAGAUCCACACUUACCUCCAGUCAUCUGCCUCAUUCCCCCAGUGGUCUUACAUCAGUUUCCUCUUUCUCUUUUCAAGAUGGUGAUUUUAUCUUCAUGUAUUUAUUCUUAAUGUGUGUAUAGUUAUUCAUGUCAAUUCAUCAUAAAUCCAUAGGGAUUAUAUUGUAUUUAAUAUUUACAUAACAGAUUGGAUAUAAAAAUAUUUAUAUGAUAUAUGUUUGUGUUGUUGAUCCAGAGUGUGAUUUCCUCUUAAAUGGCACCCUAUUCCCUAUAUAGUGCACUAUUAUUGACCAGAGCCAUAUGGGACCUGGUGAAAACUAGUGCACUACAUAGGGGAUAGGGUAACAUUUGGGACAAAGCCUAUCAUCAUGGGGUUAACUACUGUUAAAGAAUAUAAUAGCACAAGUCUUAAUGAAUAGGGCCUCCAGAACCCUACUAUUUCUGAUUAGUGUCUAGGGGGAAACAGUUCUGUGUGUUCACAUGAUCUGCCAUUAAAGGGGCAAUACAGUAUUGGUACAUCAUUAUUUGUAACCUUUAAAUGAAUGAUAUAUAUAGCCAUUGAUUGUUAAAGAAUGUAACGUAUACAUGCCUCAUGAGCUCAGUUCAACUGUUUUACCCCAUCAGAACCCAUCAGAACCCAUUGCUUGUAAAUAAUGUAAUUGGUAAGUAACGCUGUAUAGCUUCAGACAAUGGUUAAAACUAUCAUUUUGAUCUCGUGGCUCUUUAAAUUUGAGUGGUUUAAUUUCUCCAGCUCCAUCCCUCAGCUGUUUACCAAAAGAAUGUGGUGGGUGGCCAAUUAGUAGUUUGAAUCCCAGAUUGCCCCUUUGAGGGUCAUAUGGUGGUGCUCACAGGUAAAGAGCAAUAUACAUUGUUUUUGUUCCGUUUUGUGUGUUUGAUAUUUGGGUUUGUGACAGUUUCUCACAAUUGUUCCUGCUGCCUGUAUACAUUUUCAAGGAUGCCUUUGCACAUUCUAAAGAUAUGAAAUGAAUGUGACCUAUAGUUAACUGGUGCUUAAUAAUAAGAUCUGUGGAGGAAAACUAUGGACUGGAAAAUGUAAGGGACUUCCUAUGGAAAAAGACUAAAGAGCCUAUGGAAAGGUUUCAAUACAUUCGUUAGGGUCUUUUUAAACUGGUGUGAAUGUAGCUAUUUAUUUUAGUGUACAUACAAAUAAAAAUGUAUUUAAGAAGGG